AAGAGGAAAGACCGAAGAAGACACUACUACAGGUGCUCACAUUUCAACUUUGUCCCUUCGCUGCUAUCUUUUCGCAACCCACAAACUGCCCUCGCAGAGUUGUUUGUCAUACACUUUGAUUGAGGGUUCACCCGGGACAGGAUUCCAUGUUAGGCAACUUGGUAUCAUGCCAACUCAAGAAUAUUUCGAUCAGAUUCCUCCGUUCCCUUCAGAACUACCUGUUGUUUCACUGUCAAAGAUCUCUCUCGAAGGAUUGAAGAACAACACGACAGAAGAAGUAGAGGAAUUGUUCGAAGCGUGCCAACAAUGGGGAUUCUUUCUGUUGGACUUGAGGGGGUCAGAUGAGGGGGCUGCUCUGCUUCAGGACGCCGAAGGAAUGUUCGAGUUGACUACACAGCUCUCUACGCUGGGACAAGAGACUCUGAAGUCUUAUACCUACAAGCCCCCAGACUUUAUGAGAUAUAAAGGGAUAGGAAGCAUAAAGACGGACAAUGGCGAAGCCGACCAUAUCCACGCCUACUCGCUAAGCCAAGAUGAAGUGCUAGGAUACCCCAAUCGCUCAAGCCUCCACCCUGAAGUGAUCAACACCAGCAAAGAGCAGCUCCGGAAGUUCAUCGAACACGCCCACGCUAUAUUAGAUGAAGUCUUGGCCAAGUUGGACAUUUGCUUGGGCAUCGAACCCAAGACACUCGAAGCACUGAGUCCGUUGGACCAGGAAUCUGAGAGCUUAGUCCGCCUGCUCUGGAGCCCAGCCCAAGCCAAUCCCGAUUAUGACCGCAUAUCCUUUGGCGGCCACACUGACAUGGGAACAAUGACGCUCUUAUUUAAUAUCGCAGGCGGACUCCAAGUUCUCCCCGCGAGUCGUGAGAAUGUCAAAGAAAACUGGCAAUACAUAAAACCGGAGCCCGGGUGUGCUGUUGUGAAUGUUGGCGACACAUUGGUAGAGUGGACGGGAGGUGUCUUGCGCAGCUCUCUGCACCGGGUGGUGACAGCUCCAGGGGACCAAGCGAUGGUGCAACGGGAAAGUGUGGCCUAUCUGGUACGUCCCAAGCGAACUGCAUCUCUCCAGCGCCUUAAGGGAGGGGUUAUCCCGCCCUUGUUGCCGGGAGAAGAGGAUGAAACGCGCUCGGUAGAUGAGUGGAAUGAAUGGAGAUCUCGGCAAAUUGCAUUGGGACAGUUGAAGCCCGAGACGCGAGGCGGACGCAACAUGUAAUGUAAUGCGCUCCCCAGCUUCAACUUCAAACGAGGCUUUCUAACGCUACAAACUUUUUGCGUCCUAGGGCGAACACUUGAAAGAUUCCAAGUCGGAGAUACCGGCCAGCUGUCAGACAUCAUAGAGCUUAGAUAAACUGCUAGAGAACCUGUAUCGUAUAUCUUGUCCACAAUUUUCUUAGAAAGUACAUUAUUGGUACCGUAGUGUGGGGGUCAGAUCUGGGUGGCAAGGGACUGAUGAAGUAACUGUAUACGGUCAAUGUGCUCACCCACAGUAAGGUAAUGCCUGUUACCUUUAUCGUCAGCUGAUUCACUCUAACAGAGUGGGCAGGACUGGACCUUUUCUCAUAAUGUGAGAUAUAACGCGUGCAUAGACCCCACAUUUGGAGUGAAUGAUGAUAGCGUCUGGUUCUGGAGAGAAACAAGGC
This is a messenger RNA of Aspergillus piperis CBS 112811, 1640 nucleotides long. RefSeq names its product oxidoreductase. Lineage: Eukaryota; Fungi; Ascomycota; Eurotiomycetes; Eurotiales; Aspergillaceae. The transcript is spliced from 2 exons. Bases 167 to 1213 code for a protein of 348 amino acids. Gene Ontology annotation, molecular function: dioxygenase activity. The record is from RefSeq and is a predicted model, not a curated record.